Messenger RNA from Naegleria fowleri, 1548 nucleotides. RefSeq lists its product as uncharacterized. Gene Ontology annotation, biological process: regulation of cell differentiation. The coding region runs from base 1 to 1548 and encodes 515 amino acids. Lineage: Eukaryota; Heterolobosea; Eutetramitea; Acrasida; Naegleriidae. The record is from RefSeq and is a predicted model, not a curated record. The transcript has a single exon. Gene Ontology annotation, cellular component: membrane.
AUGCCCUCCCUACCUGCUGCUUUAGCACUCCGAUUUGUUUCUCGUAAAGGUGGUAACUCCAUUUCUUCACUGGAUGAAGAAGAUGAACGCCGAUUCAAUAACACCCUCGCGAGCGGCGAUGCAAACAAUCAUAACAACAAUACUAAUAACCGUCAUUCCUCUUCAUCAUCACCCGAAAAUGAUCCAUAUUCCUCCACAUCAUCCUCCACAAUCUCUUCCUACUGCCCAUUGCUAACAUCACCCUCAUGCGUGCACUAUGGUUAUCUGUAUAAACGAGGGUUGAAAAACAAGAAGUGGCAAAAACGCUUCUUUUUACUCUAUUCAGAUGGAUUUAUGCUGUACUACAAAUCACAACAAGACAUCAUUUUGAAUAGCGAACACCCGAGAGGAGUGAUAUAUCUGAAACCACAAAAGCAAGUCUUUGUUUCGCGACAAUCGAAUGAUGUCACUCCAAAGACAUCCACGACCAACACUUUGGACCAUUCUUCGCAAGAGGAAAAUUCUACCAUUCCCAAUAAUAACAACAAUUCAUCCUUUCAUGGAUUUGUACUCACUGUAUGCAGCAGAAGGUACUCUCUAGCAUGUGAGUCUGAACAAGAUAAGAAUGAAUGGAUUGAAAAGAUUACAAUGGUCGCUUAUCAUACGGAUCACACUUCAACCCAAAGUACCACCAUUGCAGAAAAUCAUCAUCACAGCACUAGCUCAUCACCUCCCACUCAAACUUUACCGUCCAUGAAUGGUACUUCAAGUAAUCAAACAACGAGCGCAACAGGAACCUCUAAUGCAUGGAUUGGACAAUCAAGAAGAAGGCUUUAUGGAGAUGCUGAGAGAGUGAGUGAAAGUAUCGAUCAAUUGGAACGAGAAGGAAUAUUUAAGAUUUUACAGGGAAUUGAAAGGCUUGAGAAUUUAAUGAAAUUGUUGAAUAAUGAACGCAAUAGUGAGGAAAUUAAUAGUAUAUUUUCAUCUAGGACUCUAUUAGAUCAUUCACAAUUGCCUUAUUACUGUAGAAAUGCUAAUAAUUUUACAAAUCAGAGCCAACACAGCACAACGAAUCCAUACUCGAAUUCUGAAGAUCAGAGUACAACAACAACAAUGGUGAUAGAUAUGAACAGUCAUCCCACAGAGAGAUUACAAGUUUUGAAUGAAUAUCUUUUGAAUGAAUCAAGUCAACGCUUGAAAGAAGUUUACAAGUUUGUGCAGUCUCGAGUGAUAUCGAACAGCAAUGGUCAUUCGGCAACCAAGAGUGAUUGCAGUAUUGAUGGACCAAAACAAAAAGAAUCCAAUUCUUCGAGUCUUGAGGAAGAAAAUGAAAAGCUUAAGGCCAAAAUUCGACAACUCACACUCGAUAAUCAACAACUGCAAGAUAAAAACGAAGAAUAUACCAAACACAAGCAAUUGCUUGUGAAAGAAGUUAAGAAAUUGCGAGGAAUCAUCAAAGAGAAUAAUACCCUGUCAAAUCACCACACCCACAACAAUAAUGCAGACGACUCGAACACUCGUAAUAGCAGUACGAGCAGCAACAGCAGCAAUAGUGCAGAUGAGGAUUAA